AUGUCAAGGGCAGAUUAUUUAUCUAAAUAUUUGAAUAAUGAAUCAUCUGAUAAACCCAAAAAGAAAAAGCAUAAGAAGAGCUUAGCUUCUACAACAACAACAUCGAUGAAUAUUGUUGUUGAAACUCCUAAACCAUUAGGUGUACCAUCUAUUGAUAACAAUGAAGAAUAUAAUGAUGAAACAAAUAUACACACACAAGACAAUGAAGAUCAACAUGAUGAAUAUGCUCCAGUGAAACUAAAAACUAAUCAAAAAUCAAAUAAAGGUUUCAAACGAAUAGAUAAUGGAGAAGUAAUAACUACAAAUAAUACACCUACUACAGCUCCUUCUUCUUUGGUAAUAAAACCUAAUCAAGAAACUAUAUACCGUGAUUCAUCGGGGCGUAUAAUAAAUGAUAUCAAACAACGACAAGAAGAUUUAAAACAACAAAAAUUACAUGAAGAACAAUUGAAACAAUUUACUGAAAUUAAAACAUCUAAACAAGAUCAAAUUAUUCAAGAACAAGAAAUAUUUAAACCCGAACCCAACCUCAAUAAUAAUUAUAAUAAUAUUGAUCAAUUUGAAGAUCCUAUGACAUCAUUUAUUAAAGAUCCUACCAAAAAAGAAUUUGAAGAUGUUGUUAAAUCAAAAUUUGUUUAUAAUAAAGGCAUUAAUAUACCUAAUCGAUUUAAUAUUCCUGCUGGGUAUUUUUGGGAUGGAAUUGAUCGUAGUAAUGGAUUUGAACAAAUGUAUCUUCGUAAACAAACUGAAUAUAAUUAUGAUAAAAUUGAUUCAAAAAUUAAUGAAACUUAUGAAAUUGAUAUUGGUGAUGAUUGA
Molecule: messenger RNA, 816 nt
Organism: Candida dubliniensis CD36
Lineage: Eukaryota; Fungi; Ascomycota; Pichiomycetes; Serinales; Debaryomycetaceae
Exons: 1
Coding region: 1-816 (271 amino acids)
Biological process (GO): mRNA splicing, via spliceosome
Cellular component (GO): RES complex; U2-type spliceosomal complex
Molecular function (GO): RNA binding
Source: RefSeq, a predicted model, not a curated record